Molecule: messenger RNA, 1494 nt
Organism: Theobroma umbraticum
Lineage: Eukaryota; Viridiplantae; Streptophyta; Magnoliopsida; Malvales; Malvaceae
Product: embryo defective 2759
Source: RefSeq, a predicted model, not a curated record
UAUCCAUAACAUUUCAAGAGAAAUUCAAGGAUAAAACCAAUUUCUUUCUCUUUUUUUUUUUUUAAAUUAUUACUAUCGUUAUCUUUUAUCAAUUAAUCUUUCCGCGGAAGGAAGAAAAGAAAAAAGAAAAAGCAAAUUUUCAUUUCGAAGCUGUGGAGGAGAGGAUCAAUUCAUGUCUGAGGCCUUGUUGAAUAAAUGUUCGGGUGCUUAAGGUGGAGGUUGAGACAAUGGUGUUGGUGACCCAUCAAUUGCAGGGUUCCUAUGUAGCAUUUCCUUCAAGGCCUUUAUCAUGGAGCAAAGGAUUGGCAUUAAGGCGACAUGUAGUUGCACUUCAUAUGCUUGGGAGGAGAGAGAGGGGCAUAUCAUUAAAGCACAACGUUUGUUUAAGUACAGGGGCUCCUCGUACUCGUGGAUUGAAAGCCAAGAAUAUUAGAAUUUCAGCCUUCAAAGGCAGUGCCCAGAGUAAUGAAUCAGGUGGCAGAGCAAAUGAUGCAAGUGUUCCCAAGAAUUCUAUUAAAGUUUCUUAUGUUCCAAAAGACGGUGAAGAGACCACGAUAGAAUCUUCAAAGACUCAUAAUGGUCAACUUGCCUAUGCCUCGGAAACAAGUGAGACCAUUGUGGGAUCCCCUGCUAUUCAGAAAUUAUUUAAGAAAUGGAUAAUGAUAUUGCGCUCACAAUCCCCAAGUCAAGUGAUGGAUGAAGCUCUUGGAGAAGGACUACCUCCAAGGGACACAUCAGAAACUCAAGUUGGCACCCAAAGCAAUAGACAAAGCGAGUUUCUAAAGAUAGUUUGGAGCCAUUUCUGGAGUAUGGAUGCUACGAUUAAAAUACCCUUAUUGAUAUUCGUUCCAUGGUAUCUGGCUGUCAGUUUGAUUUAUGGGGCUGAAGUUUCAAAGGAGUUGACUCCUCUCUGGGUAUUUGGGCCUCUGAUUGUUGCUCUUUACAUCAAGAUGCUUAGAGGCUUGUGUGCGCUCUAUGUUUUCUGCUUCAAACAGACGGUUCAGAUAAUUAGGAACUUACCUACUUACUACCUCCUGGCCUAUAAUUAUAUUGCACGUGGAAAGCUCAAGGAAGAUGUACGAGCUCGUUUCUGGCAACCUGUGGUAGACUUGAAGAACUUGGACUACAAGGAGCUAUCUAGAAGAAAGAUGAAAGAUUUCCAAGAGUGGGCGAUGGAGAAGUACCUGGACUUCGUGGAAUCAAUAUGGCCAUAUUAUUGCAGAACCAUCCGGUUCCUAAAGAGAGCAAAUCUCAUUUAGAUUUGGAGAUUCUGAUCUGAGGAAAGUCGUAGGUGAGGAUAAAGGAGUGGAUUUAGAGUUUGAUAUUAAAAUGUUUCAAAGGUUGAAAAUUUUGGAGCAGAGGUAGCAAACCCCAUUUUGUACUGGGGUGAUUCUUAAUAUCUUGGAGUUGAAAAAGGAUUGAAACUGUCAGAUUUAUGUAAUUUUUGUAAUGAAAUGAUUUUAUUCUUACCCGAAGCUGUAGCUGUUUUGUUCA